AUGCCGCACGUGCAGCGUCAGUUAGCACGUGCGCUAUGCUGUCUCCGAGAUUGUUUACGGAAACUGGGUCACAUUGUUGGAUACGCGCUGCGUGGGCUAGUUGGUGACUGAUUCCUACGGUACUGUGACUGGGAUGAGGAGCCAGGAGAUGGCAGCCAGGAAACAGGAGCCAGGAGACAUAAGACGAGACAGGAAGAUGAGUGAUGAAACCUCUCCGUUAAUCAGGAGACGUCAUCCGCCGAACGACAAAAGCUCGGCUAUUGGAACCCAUAGAAGCAACGGCAGAAGUAGACAAAGUGACAGUUCCGACUCCUGGACAACGUGUUCCAUGGAACACUGGAGGGAACAGUUCCGGUGUUCCAGCUUUGGACUCCAGCAUUCUCGUCCAUAUCUUUUUACCAAAUUUGAAUGGGGCUGGCCGAAGAUGUACUUGUGUUGGCGCGGUGUUGUUGCAGCCUACCACGUCGCCAUGAUCAUCGUAACGUGGUUCUGUGACAGACACACGUGGACGAGGACCGAAGAGGACAGCAUCAAGUGGUUCAUAUAUUUCACAAACUGGAUGUUCUUCCUUCUGACGUUUUCCACUCUGAUUGACUUUGUUGCAGUGGGCUACUGUCACCUUGUGAGGAAAGACAUCAUUAGUGGUGAAGACAGACGUAUGCCGCUGUUUCUCAAAGUGACGUGGGUUUCGCAGAAUUUGAGCAACACUAUCUGUCUGCAUGCGACAAUAAUGUACUGGGGACUGGUCUAUCCACCCGGGGGUGCUAUCUCGAUGGUUAACUGCAUAACUCACGUCGGCAACACCACGUACGUCAUCAUCAACCUCUGUAUCGCUGCGUCUCCUGUGAGAUUCUUCCAUUUCUUCCAACCCCUCAUCGUGGCGGCUACAUACUACAUCUUCUCCGCGGUGUACCAGGCUGCAGGCGGGACCAAUGGCCUGGGCGCCAGUGCUAUAUACCCUGGACUUGACUGGUCAGCUGAUCCGGGCGGGGCAGCAUUAUUCUCUUUCUAUUCUUGCCUUUUAGUGCCAUUCCUGCAGUUCUUGAUCUUUGUGAUUGCCAUGCUCAAGGGAUCUUUGUUUGACAUUUGCCUUGGGAGGCGUUCUAGUGAAGAUGUGGAUGUAGGGGGAGGAAUGGGAUGGCUGAGUAAAGGGUGUUUAGACCAUCACAGGUUCUAUCGUUGUGGAUGGCAUAAAGAACAUUGCUGAGCUAAUAUAUUGGAAAGUUAACAACAUUGUAUGAAUUCUGCUUUUACAGUUGCUUCUACACGCCACGGAAAGACGGGACUUCACUCUCUAAAUAUAAAUGUUGCAAAUUUGUGCCGGAAAAAAGGGAAAUGAUUGAUUUUCAAAGAGAAGAUGUCAAAGACACCAUCAACAGUUGUGUAUUUAGCGAACUUGCUUUCAAUUUUUAAAAGUUUUACAUCAAAUUAUAUCUUAAAAAAGAAAACCACGUAGAAGUAUUCUUUGAGUGCUGACUGAGCGCCUGUACAGUUUAAAUCAACUUAGAGGUAUAGUUGCUUUUGCUCCUCACUGUAGCUACAUCUUUAGAUUCUGAUUGAA
This is a messenger RNA of Haliotis rufescens (red abalone), 1561 nucleotides long. Its product is annotated as protein rolling stone-like. The record is from RefSeq and is a predicted model, not a curated record. Gene Ontology annotation, cellular component: membrane. The transcript has 7 exons. Bases 134 to 1207 code for a protein of 357 amino acids. NCBI's taxonomy places the organism in Eukaryota, Metazoa, Mollusca, Gastropoda, Lepetellida, Haliotidae.